GACCACGCCCCUGGCUGCCAGCCGUCCCAGGAGUUGGGGAAUCCAGUUUAUGGCUGGUAGCUCUGAGUUAGCCGUCCCAGGGCACCGGAGCAUGAGAGGAUCCUGGAGACCCCUGUUCUUGUUCCUGACGCUGAUUCAGAUAGUCAUUGGAAACCAGGGCAGCAUUGUAGGAAGCUGUCCUUGUGACUUGAAGCUGUCCGAUUCCCCGAAUCCUGCACAGUGGCGAUUACUCAUUACUAAUCUACAGGGAUAUGAAAGUUGCCACAACUACAUAAGGUUCCGCCUGCCCAGAAUAACUCUGUGUUCAAGCUCCAAAAACAGCUGGGUCCAGAAGCUAAGGACUUGCUUUGACAACCACGAAUGUGGAUUCGCCCGGACAUACCAAUCUGCACAUCAGGGCACCCAGGAUGAUUACCCCACUACCACCAUCCAGAGCCCAGGACUAAACCGAUCAUCCCCAUUCACCACCACUGAUCCAUUCUCCCAGACCAACCAGUCAACAAGAACCCCGUCCAGCAGAAUGAGGAAUAGGUACCUCAAUGAUAUCACCAGUGCCCCUCUGGAGAACAGCAGCAUCGAAAACCUGAAGCGGGAAGCCGAGAAGGGACAAAUGAACCAGCUGGGCACCUCUGCCACCAUACCCAUUCUGUGCCUACUUGGGAUUGUCUUUGUGCUUACUGGAGCUCUUGCUUAUGUCUUGUGUCGGAAGCGAGUGGCUGUAGAAUCUCCAAAGCAGCGCUCCAAAGGUUUUCAGCUGAUAAUCCCUUGUGAGACAGAUCAACCCAACUCCUUGAUAUAAGUCAUGCUUCAGCCAUCCGGAAACAGCAAGGCUUUUCUCCCAAGGCAACUAUUCUACAAUAAUAUUUGCUUCUCCCAUUGAAUGUAAAGAUUUGGCAUUAGUUUCAUUAAAGGUGAUUGUUUUCUAA
Trichosurus vulpecula (common brushtail) is the source of this 926-nucleotide messenger RNA. RefSeq names its product C-X-C motif chemokine ligand 16 (gene CXCL16). The record is from RefSeq and is a predicted model, not a curated record. The coding region runs from base 50 to 799 and encodes 249 amino acids. Gene Ontology annotation, molecular function: low-density lipoprotein particle receptor activity; scavenger receptor activity; chemokine activity. The transcript is spliced from 5 exons. NCBI's taxonomy places the organism in Eukaryota, Metazoa, Chordata, Mammalia, Diprotodontia, Phalangeridae. Gene Ontology annotation, biological process: receptor-mediated endocytosis; positive regulation of cell migration; response to tumor necrosis factor.